CAGACUGUUGCAUUGUAGCAACGACCAGCAACAGCUGAGUGAGCGGCAGACACUGAGCAGGGAAAGUGUACAGCUGUCUGUCACCUUUACCACUUCACUCUUGUUGUGCCCCAGUCUCUGACGUCUUGGCUACAGCAUGUCGUUCAUUCUUAUGAAGAAAAAGAGAUUUAAAUUUAAAGUAGACUUUGACCUGGAAGAGCUGUCAUCAAUUCCCUUCGUAAACGGAGUUUUAUUUUGUAAAGUAAGACUCCUGCAUGGAGGUUUUGCUGAAGAGUCGACUCGGGAGCAGGUCCAAGCCAACUGUGUUCACUGGAAGAGAAGAUUCUCUUUCAUAUGUAAAAUGAGUGCCAAUGCUGUGACAGGUGUACUGGACCCCUGUGUAUGCCGGGUGUCUGUGCGUAAGGAAUUGAAGGGUGGCAAAACCUUUGCAAAGCUGGGCUUUGCUGACUUGAACCUGUCUGAGUUUGCUGGAUCCGGCAGCACGACGCGGCGAUGUCUCCUGGAGGGUUACGACACCAAGAACACGAGACAGGAUAACUCAAUUCUAAAGGUUAUCAUCACCACACAACUGAUGUCUGGAGACCCCUGUUUCAAAACUCCUCCAUCUACAGCAAUGACGCUGGGAAUCCCACAGGUUGAAGCUGAGUGUCUCCUUGAGGACAGAAAGGGAGGAGACAUGCACAUAUCUCCCUCACUCACUGAGACUCCAAUGAAGUCGGUCUCAGUCCCAGACGAGUUGGUUGUGUAUGGUCACUCGAGAACACCCAGCUAUGCAAGUCAGAAGUCAAAAAUCUCAGGUUACAGCUCAAAUCACUCCAGUUUAACAGACCUGAGCCACCGGAGGAGUGCGUCAGGAGGUUCUGCCUCCACAGGCAUUGGCAGCAUCCUGGAUCCCAGUGAUCCACAGGGGAGAGAGGAGAGAGGGAGAGCAGGACGACUCCCCCAGUCUCUGCAACAGGCCAGCAUAUACUUGAACAACCCACUACCCCUCUAA
Messenger RNA from Labrus bergylta (ballan wrasse), 994 nucleotides. The record is from RefSeq and is a predicted model, not a curated record. Lineage: Eukaryota; Metazoa; Chordata; Actinopteri; Labriformes; Labridae.